Messenger RNA from Trichechus manatus latirostris (Florida manatee), 3374 nucleotides. It is a transcript of the gene SMAP1, whose product is annotated as small ArfGAP 1. Gene Ontology annotation, biological process: regulation of clathrin-dependent endocytosis. Gene Ontology annotation, cellular component: cytoplasm. Lineage: Eukaryota; Metazoa; Chordata; Mammalia; Sirenia; Trichechidae. Bases 247 to 1710 code for a protein of 487 amino acids. The record is from RefSeq and is a predicted model, not a curated record. Gene Ontology annotation, molecular function: metal ion binding; GTPase activator activity. The transcript has 12 exons.
CGUUCGGUUCUCCUCCCGUCGCGGGCUCCGGCGCUGCGUGCGGGGCGGGCCGGGCGAGGAGGCGGGACACGUCGGCGCUGCCACCGCCGCCGCCACUCCUCUAGUUCCAGCUACCGCCGCGGCUGCUUUUCGGUUGAGUUCUCCCGCGGUCCCGGCGGCGCCAGGUGCGUUCACCCUGCCCGGCCCGGCUCCCGUCUGCCGCCGCUGCCGCCGUAGCUGCCCUAGGCUCCCCGCCCCAUUGCGGAGAUGGCGACGCGCUCCUGCCGGGAGAAGGCGCAGAAGCUGAACGAGCAGCACCAGCUUAUCCUGUCCAAGCUGCUGAGGGAGGAGGACAACAAGUACUGCGCCGACUGCGAGGCCAAAGUGACUAGGUGGAUAGUGCUGCCACCAGCAAAGCUGGGACCAUCAGGAAGAGCAGGUCCCCGAUGGGCUUCCUGGAAUAUUGGCGUGUUUAUUUGCAUCAGAUGUGCUGGAAUCCAUAGAAAUCUUGGGGUUCAUAUAUCUAGGGUCAAGUCAGUCAACCUAGACCAAUGGACACCGGAACAAAUACAGUGCAUGCAAGAUAUGGGAAAUACUAAAGCGAGACUACUCUAUGAAGCUAAUCUUCCAGAGAACUUUCGAAGACCACAAACAGAUCAAGCGGUGGAAUUUUUCAUCAGAGAUAAAUAUGAAAAGAAGAAAUACUACGAUAAAAAUGCUAUAGCUAUUACAAAUAUUUCCUCCUCUGAUGCUCCUCUUCAGCCUUUGGUAUCCUCUCCUUCUCUGCAAGCUGCUGUUGAGAAAAACAAAUUGGAGAAAGAAAAGGAAAAAAAAAAGGAAGAGAAAAAGAGAGAAAAGGAGCCAGAAAAGCCUGCAAAACCUCUUACAACUGAAAAGCUGCAGAAGAAAGAAGAACAGCAAUUGGAACUUAAAAAAAGUACCAGCCCUAAAAAAACUGCAGAGCCCACUGUUGAUCUUUUAGGACUUGAUGGCCCUGCCGAGGCACCAGUAACCAAUGGGAACGCAACCACGAUGCCAGCCCUGAAUGAUGAUCUGGACAUCUUUGGGCCAAUGAUUUCUAAUCCCUUACCCACAACUGUCAUGCCUCCAGCUCAGGGGACGCUUACUGUACCAGCAGCUGCCCCCCUGUCUACAGUAGCAUCUGGGGAUCUUGACCUAUUCACUGAGCAAACUACAAAAGCAGAAGAAUCCACAAAAAAACAGCUCUCCAAAGACUCCAUCUUAUCACUGUAUGGCACAGGGACCAUUCAGCAGCAGAAUACUCCUGGUGUGUUUAUGGGGCCUGCAAAUAUACCAUUUACCUCACAAGCACCAACUGCAUUUCAAGGUUUUCCAUCAAUGGGCGUACCUGUGCCUGCAGCUCCUGGCCUCAUGGGAAAUGUAAUGGGACAGAGUGCAAGCAUGAUGGUGGGCAUGCCCAUGCACAAUGGGUUUAUGGGAAAUGCACAAACUGGCGUGAUGCCACUUCCUCAAAAUGUUGCCGGGCCCCAGGGAGGAAUGGUGGGGCAGAUGAGUGCAUCCCAGAGUAAGUUUGGUCUGCCACAAACUCAGCAGCCCCAGUGGAGCCUCUCACAGAUGAAUCAGCAAAUGGCUGGCAUGAGUAUCAACAGUGCAAACCCCACAGUGGGUUUUGGCCAGCCACCCAGCACAACAGCAGGAUGGUCUGGAAGCUCAUCGGGUCAGACUCUCAGCACACAACUUUGGAAAUGAAAAAUGCAAUACGAGUUGCGUCCAGAACUACCACCUGACAUUCCUUGCUAAAAUGCAUCUAGUUCCCUUGUUUAUUCAUGUACAUGGUUUUUUUUCCCAUAUGUUCAUACUAAGAAUUAUCUGACCGUGUUGGUCUGUAACUGAUUAAAUUUGAUGUGGUGAAAAGCAGGUUGAGAAACCAUUUUAUGUCAAGGGCAGCUUUGCUCAAUAUUUCCCAUGAUUUCAUAAACCACGUUCUUUGAGAAUCUGCUCAGUCGACUUGCAUAAUCAGUUUUACUCUCAAUGAAAUUAUAGCUCUAAUGUUUGCAUAUAAGGGAAGUAGUUAUCAUGUUAGUAAUACCUCUAACAGUAAAAAAACAGUAAAAACCCUACCCCAGAUUAGCCAGUAAUCCUGUAGGAAGGUACUGUAUGAUCAAAUGUUUAAUCAUAUAAAUAGAAUGUAAAUGUAUAACUGAGCACUGAUUUCUAGUGUAUAAAAUUUUGAUUUCUAGUGUAUAAAAUGCUUUUAUUUCAUCAUUCACUGUGCUGUUGUUUUGACAAUGUGCUUAACAGGGAACGUGGUUAGUGAAAGGAAGAUAAACCUGGAUGUUACUAUAAAUUUAGUUUAAUGUUUAAAGAAUUCAAAUUUUAUCUGCCUCUCUCACAAUUUGGAUCUUUUCUUACGAACAUAGUGCUAACAUGAAGACCUUUAUAUGCACUGUGUAUGCAAACAGGGUAACUACAACAAAGCCACUUUUAAUUCUUGAAGGGUAUAUCCAGGUUUAUGACAGUAAUUGUGUUUACAUUUUACGGUGCCUAGUAUCGACAAAAUGUUAUUUCCCAAUAUUAAACAGAUGAAUCCAUAGCCUUUUUUUUUUUUUUUUUGUGGAUUUUACUUCCUUUGAUACAUAUACUACCACCAACCUUCCAAAAACUACUUAAUGUUGGAAAGUCAGGAACGUUUAGUUGGCAAAAUACCUGUCAUCUGUUUCCAAAACCUUUGCAGUUCCACAAGGCCGCAUUGGGGGGUGGGGGCAUGUAGGAUGUUCAGAAUGGUGUCUUGCAGUGUCAUGUAGCCGUAUUGUACAAAGAUGUUUGGUUGUGGGAACACAUGCAUAACAAACGAAGACAAAACAUAACAUCUUAUACCAUCUAAUUAGCUUAUGUUAACUGACAAGCUGUUUGUACAGAUGUCCAUCAGAUGACAAUAAAGGCUGUGUACUGUAAAAUGAAAAAUACCUGAAUACUCUGCAGCCUAAACUCCAAAAUCCUCUUCCACAUCCACGGGCCAGGCAAAUUGCAUCAGUUGCUGCUUCAAUUUAUACCUCAAUUUUCACCGUGUCCAGGUGGUACUUUGGCUCGUUGGCUAGAUUAACCUUCUCUGUCCGAGUGUGCCACACGAGAACCUAAAGAGGAGGGAAAUAUUGUGGGGUAGCCACAUUCUUACUGCUGACACUCAACAAGACCAAGCAGCACGAGUGAAAUGAAUACCUUGGUGCAGUUGUUUGCUUUUGGUUCCAGUUCUUCAACUGUUGUUAUCUGUUUUAGAAAGUCAGAUUCUUGCAUCCCUGGCUGGGACCCAUGGCGCUUAAAUACAGCUUUUGGAUUGGACAAGAUGACUUGAAGGCUUACAGCAAAUCCUUUGUGAAAAGUUUAAAAAAAAAAAAAAAAAAAAAACUUUAAAA